Molecule: messenger RNA, 1250 nt
Organism: Vigna unguiculata (cowpea)
Lineage: Eukaryota; Viridiplantae; Streptophyta; Magnoliopsida; Fabales; Fabaceae
Product: TLDc domain protein
Source: RefSeq, a predicted model, not a curated record
CAUGCGAAUUAGAGCCGGUGAGUGAUUUUAUCCCAAAAAUAUAGGAAAAAAAAAAGGGGUGGAAGAUAUUUUGUGAGGAAAUAUGGAUAAGAUGUUGAAUUGUGGUUCACAAGAGGAAGAGUGAAGAGAUCGUGCUUAGUUGGUGAUUGUGGAUGGCAUAUUGCAUUCCAAACUCACCAUCACUCCAGGGUUGGAAGACGAGCACAAAUGGCUUGUUUGGUUGGAACAUAGGCAAGAAGAAUGUUGAUGACAAACCUCAGAUUAAAUACCAUGAUAUUGAUCUCACUUUCUCAACUUCUCUGGUGGACAAAACAUUUUUGAGAGGGAAGGAGCUAAAAUGCUGCUAUAGGGCUUCAAUUGAUGGGUUCAGUGCAACCAAUUUCCACGAAUGCUGUGACUUCAAGGGGCCAUGCGUGAUAAUCGGCUACACAAACAAGUCUUUCAAGUUUGGUGCAUUUAACCCUGAAGGGUAUAGAAGCACAGAUGACUACUAUGAUACAUUUGAUGCCUUCCUAUUUUACUGGGUAGACAAUGAAACUAAGCCCAUUAUUUUGCCCAAGGUUGGUGGAAAUGGUGCAGCCCUGUUCGAUUAUGCACGUGGGGGCCCACAAUUUGGGGCGGAUGGGCUUCUCAUAGGGCCCCCGUUGGCCCCAGUUAUGGGGGGCUUUGCUGGGCCUGAUACCAAUUCUGGCAUUGGUGACUUGAGACAAGCAAAGUCUAGAUUGGGAUUGUCUUAUGCCAAAAGAGAGGAUGGGAAGGAGUCUAUAUUUGGUGAUGAGUCAAGGGCAACCCUUCAAGAAGUGGAAGUCUUUUGUAGUCCUCAAAUUGCAAGCUUAUACUAGAACUUCACAAAGAGGGUAAGUAACACUAUACUAUAAUACUAUAUUUUGUGCUGUCCACGUCUAUAAUGAGUCAAUGUCUAUGUAUUGUAAUAUUUUUUGUGCAUGAAUGAAUAUGUAACCACUUGUGUCUUUGAUCUCAUCUUCCACUACAAGGAUUCACCAAGAAAUUUAUAAAGUACCAAUACCUGCUGUAUAAAUUAACUUCCACUGAGGAUGCUUUUCACUCCUUUCGUUUUCAACUCCUCCAGUGGAGAAUAAUGGUUGAAGGAUUAUUUAUUUCCUAAAUAACCACAUUAAAGCAUUGCUUAGCGAUGAAAAAGCCACAUUAGUACUUUAAGAGUGAACUGUAUGUUGGUGGCCUGCAUCUGUCACAAUCUCUAUCAGAUUAUAGGUCGUUUUGUGUUUGAA